AUGAAACCAUCCACUCUUCUUUUCUUCGUCACCUGUCUAACGGGCUCGGCGGUAGACGCCGUUGCCAUCUCAGACGAGGAGUCGACGCAUAUUCGAUACUCCCAGUUUCCCUCUUACGAAAAGCGCGAGACAUCUGAGGCGCACGAUUUGUGGAAGCGUAAGGGUGGUGGAAGAGGCGGUGGUGGAAGCGGAGGAGGCCGUAGCAGUGGAGGCCGCAGUUCAUCCCCUUCCACUGGCGGCAGCAGUAGCAGCGGCGCACGUUCGCCGACAUCGAACAGUGGCGGUGUAUCCUCCGGUGGCUCCGGACCUAGGCCAGCAUACGGAGGCGGCUCUGUAUAUGCCGGUGGAUCAAAGACACCUUACCAGUCGGGAUCCCGCAUAGGCACCAUUGCGCCCUUCCUCCUGCUUGGCACAGCGCUCGCCUUUUGGCCCUGGGUCUGGCACCACGGCGCCUACAUGUACCCCUACCACAAUCCUUACCACUACUACAACGCGAGCAGCCAGCGUAACGAAACCCGGAACGUGCUGUGUGGCUGCCAGCAGUACGAGGUGUGCUCCUGCGACGAGGAGAACAACGGCACCGUCAAGGAGCUGGUCGGCGACGGGUCAUACGACAAGAUGGACAAGAACGUCGUCAACGUCGCCGAGGUCAACGGCACGCAAACGAUUCUCAUCGACGGGUCACUACCUAACGGCACCACUGCCGACUCGGCGGCUGCACAACUAUUGCUAACGCAUGCUAGUUGGUGGCCUGUGGUUGCUACCGUUGCAGCGAUUGUUAUCUGGGUAUAA
This is a messenger RNA of Pyricularia pennisetigena, 792 nucleotides long. RefSeq lists its product as uncharacterized. Bases 1 to 792 code for a protein of 263 amino acids. NCBI's taxonomy places the organism in Eukaryota, Fungi, Ascomycota, Sordariomycetes, Magnaporthales, Pyriculariaceae. The transcript has 3 exons. The record is from RefSeq and is a predicted model, not a curated record.